GGCGUCUCACACUUGCCGCCACACUCAAUAUGGCCAACAGAAAGUUCCCAGAGGAAGUCACGCGAGAUUUGCAUCCCGGGUGUUCGUGAAUUGAGACGGGGGUGUGGAGCAGCCAAGAUGGAGCCGGCAGCCGGUGCCCCGGGCCCGCUGAUUGUGAACAACAAGCAGCCGCAGCCACCGCCACCUCCUCCGCCGGCAGCUGCGCAGCCUACCGCCGGGGCACCGCGGACGGGCGGAGGCCUCCUGCCCGGAGGCAAGGCCCGCGAGUUCAACCGCAACCAGCGUAAAGACUCGGAGCAGGGCUAUUCCGAGUCUCCAGACCUGGAGUUUGAGUAUGCGGAUACAGACAAAUGGGCCGCAGAGCUCUCAGAGCUUUACAGCUACACGGAAGGACCAGAAUUCCUGAUGAAUCGAAAAUGCUUUGAGGAAGACUUUAGGAUACAUGUGACAGACAAGAAGUGGACUGAGCUGGACACCAACCAGCACCGUACCCAUGCCAUGAGGCUCCUGGAUGGCUUGGAAGUCACUGCCAGGGAGAAGAGACUCAAGGUGGCUCGAGCCAUUCUCUAUGUUGCCCAAGGCACCUUUGGUGAGUGCAGCUCGGAGGCAGAGGUGCAGUUCUGGAUGCGCUACAACAUCUUUUUGCUCCUGGAGGUGGGCACGUUCAAUGCUUUGGUGGAGCUUCUGAACAUGGAAAUAGACAACAGUGCCGCAUGCAGCAGUGCAGUGAGGAAGCCCGCCAUCUCCCUGGCUGACAGCACAGAUCUGAGGGUCCUGCUCAACAUCAUGUACCUGAUUGUGGAGACCGUGCACCAGGAGUGUGAGGGUGACAAGGCAGAGUGGAGGACCAUGCGGCAGACCUUCAGGGCAGAACUGGGCUCCCCGCUGUACAACAAUGAGCCGUUUGCCAUCAUGCUGUUUGGGAUGGUGACCAAAUUUUGCAGUGGCCAUGCCCCUCAUUUCCCAAUGAAGAAAGUUCUCCUGCUUCUGUGGAAGACAGUGUUGUGCACACUGGGUGGCUUUGAAGAGCUACAGAGCAUGAAGGCUGAGAAGCGCGCGCUCCUGGGCCUGCCCCCGCUGCCGGAAGACAGCAUCAAGGUGAUCCGCAACAUGAGGGCUGCCUCUCCGCCAGCAUCCGCCUCUGAUCUGAUUGAGCAGCAGCAGAAGAGGGGCCGCCGUGAGCACAAGGCCCUGAUAAAGCAGGACAACUUAGAUGCCUUCAAUGAACGGGACCCCUACAAGGCCGAUGACUCCCGAGAAGAGGAGGAGGAGAAUGACGAUGACAACAGUCUGGAGGGAGAGACCUUUCCCUUGGAGCGGGAUGAGGUGAUGCCUCCCCCACUGCAGCACCCCCAGACUGACAGGCUCACCUGCCCCAAGGGGCUCCCCUGGGCCCCCAAGGUCAGAGAGAAGGACAUUGAGAUGUUCCUCGAGUCUAGCCGCAGCAAAUUCAUAGGUUACACUCUAGGCAGUGACACGAGCACCAUAGUAGGGCUGCCCAGGCCAAUCCACGAAAGCAUCAAGACUCUGAAACAGCACAAGUACACAUCCAUUGCUGAGGUCCAGGCGCAGAUGGAAGAGGAGUACCUCCGUUCGCCUCUCUCAGGGGGAGAAGAGGAGGUUGAACAGGUCCCUGCAGAAACUCUCUACCAAGGCCUGCUCCCCAGCCUGCCUCAGUACAUGAUCGCCCUUCUGAAGAUCCUGCUGGCUGCAGCCCCCACCUCGAAAGCCAAAACCGACUCAAUCAACAUCCUCGCCGAUGUCCUUCCUGAAGAGAUGCCCACCACAGUGUUGCAGAGCAUGAAGCUGGGGGUGGACGUGAACCGCCACAAAGAGGUUAUUGUGAAGGCCAUUUCUGCUGUGUUACUGCUGCUGCUCAAGCACUUUAAGCUGAACCAUGUCUACCAGUUUGAAUACAUGGCCCAGCACCUGGUGUUUGCCAACUGCAUCCCUUUGAUCCUGAAGUUCUUCAAUCAAAACAUCAUGUCCUACAUCACUGCCAAAAAUAGCAUUUCGGUCCUGGACUACCCUCACUGUGUGGUGCACGAGCUACCAGAGCUGACGGCGGAGAGUCUGGAAGCAGGUGACAACAACCAGUUUUGCUGGAGGAACCUCUUUUCUUGUAUCAAUCUGCUUCGCAUCUUGAACAAGCUGACUAAAUGGAAGCACUCAAGGACAAUGAUGCUGGUGGUGUUCAAGUCGGCGCCCAUCCUGAAGCGGGCCCUGAAGGUGAAGCAGGCCAUGAUGCAGCUGUACGUGCUGAAGCUGCUCAAGGUGCAGACCAAGUACCUGGGGCGGCAGUGGCGCAAAAGCAACAUGAAGACCAUGUCGGCCAUCUACCAGAAGGUGCGCCACCGGCUCAACGACGACUGGGCGUACGGCAACGAUCUCGAUGCGCGGCCCUGGGACUUCCAGGCAGAGGAGUGUGCCCUCCGGGCCAACAUUGAACGGUUCAACGCCCGGCGCUACGACCGUGCCCACAGCAACCCUGACUUCCUGCCAGUGGACAACUGCCUGCAGAGUGUCCUGGGCCAGCGGGUGGACCUCCCUGAGGACUUCCAGAUGAACUACGACCUCUGGUUAGAAAGAGAGGUCUUCUCCAAGCCCAUAUCCUGGGAGGAGCUGCUGCAGUGAGGCUGCUGGGCAGGAGACUGAGAGGGACACAUCAGUAAUUGCCAGUUACCCAGGGACUGGGUCACUUAUGGCUGCAAUGCUCCUGUACUCCUCCAGGUGGCAGCACAGCUCCACUGACUCCACAGCUGGCCCUGGGCUUGUAGGCCACCAGGCAGUGGUCUCUCUCCGGGACUGCCAGUGUCCUGGCCAGGAGCAGUCCUCUCCCCAUGUGGAAUCCACCCUUCCCCAAUCCUCUUUUGAAACUGAUUGGUUGCAGCUGAUUUCCCAGCUGGCCCAAGGUUGGGAAAAGCUUGGGGUCCAGGAACUCUUUCCCACCGCAUCUGGAUUUCAAGGGCUGAUUCCUUCCGAGACAGCACCUGCAUGGCACAUCAGCUCGCCAAGCGGGUGGAGGGCUUGGGAUUCCAGCAAGAACCAGAGCCAGGAAAUCGGGAUCCUGUUUGUGCUGGGGGUGGGGGUUCUGACAUCAUUCCGGAGUCCUGUGUGCCUCAUCCGGAAGCGGUUGCAAAGCAGUUGGAAUGGUCGCUGCGGCUGCCUCGGGGCUUCUGGGGAGGGUUGAGGGAGGAGGAAGGCGUGUGUCUUUUCUCUGCUUCACUAGGGCCUGUAGAUAUCUAUGUAUAAAUGUAUGUGUUGUCCCCUGUGAUGUGUCGGGGUUUCUAAUGUGUUUCUGUACUCUUUACAUUAAAAAAGUAAAAGCA
This is a messenger RNA of Ochotona princeps (American pika), 3329 nucleotides long. It is a transcript of the gene STRIP1, whose product is annotated as striatin interacting protein 1. NCBI's taxonomy places the organism in Eukaryota, Metazoa, Chordata, Mammalia, Lagomorpha, Ochotonidae. Bases 118 to 2634 code for a protein of 838 amino acids. Gene Ontology annotation, cellular component: cytosol. The transcript is spliced from 21 exons. The record is from RefSeq and is a predicted model, not a curated record. Gene Ontology annotation, biological process: cytoskeleton organization.